Paramuricea clavata is the source of this 3859-nucleotide messenger RNA. The record is from the annotation of a GenBank genome assembly. NCBI's taxonomy places the organism in Eukaryota, Metazoa, Cnidaria, Anthozoa, Malacalcyonacea, Plexauridae.
AUGGCAACGGUACAAAACCCAACAGGUUAUGGGCCCAGAAGAGGCUUGAUUUUUGAUGGAGACGAGAACAAGUAUGAAUUAUGGGAGGUGAAGUUUUUGGGAUAUAUGCGACUCCAAAAACUUUGCAAUAUAUUCAUUCCUAGCAGUAGCGAAAGAGAGCUAGAUGAGGCAAAGAACGCAGAUGCCUUUGCCGAAUUAGUGCAAUGUCUAGAUGACAGGAGCUUGGCCCUGGUCAUACGAGAGGCGAAAGACAAUGGAAGAAAAGCCCUGACGGUUCUGAGAGAACAUUAUCAAGGCAAAGGAAAGCCCAGAAUAAUCUCGCUGUACACGGAGUUAACGUCGUUGAAGAAGGCAGAAAAUGAGACAAUUACGGACUACAUCAUACGGGCAGAAACUGCCGCGACCGCAUUGAAGGCUGCCGAGGAAGUAAUCAGUGAUGGACUUCUGAUUGCCAUGGUACUCAAGGGUCUACCAAACGCUUAUAAAACAUUUUCUACGGUGGUUAUUCAACGAGAAAACCAGAUGAAUUUUGGCGACUUCAAAAUCGCAUUGCGUAACCACGAAGAGAACGAGAAGUGCUGCAGACCGGCGGAGAAUGGCGACAACGUAAUGUACGUAAAGAAGAAAUUUGAAGGAAAGUGUUUUAAGUGUGACAAGAAAGGACAUAAAAGUUCCGAUUGCUGGAUGAAAGCUGAAAAAUGGUGCAACAAGUGCAAGAGCAAGACACACAAUACCAAGGAUUGCAGAGCAAGAAGAGACGGUGUAAAGAUGGCCGCUGAAACCGGCGAAGAGAACGCUAAAAUACAUUCAUUUGCAUUUACACUUAAGGAAAAUAAUUCUAAUGAAGGUAAGACCUCAAAUCUACUAGUAGAUACAGGGGCAACAAGUCAUAUAAUUAAUGAUAAAUCUAAAUUUGUAAAUUUUGAUGAGAAGUUCGACCCAAGUAAUCAUGUAAUAGAGUUAGCUGACGGAAGUAAAGCUAAUGUUGUUUUAGGUAAAGGUAACGCUAAAGUUAAAUUGUACGAUAUUAAUGGUAAUUUACAAGAUGUAAUGCUUAGUAACGCGCUGUAUAUUCCGUCUUAUCAGCAAAAUAUUUUCUCCGUUCCUGCUGCAAUAGAGAAGGGGGCUGCUGUUAGCUUAGAUAGGCAAGUUAGAGAGUACAGGGACCCCGAGGGAACAGUGUUUGGUAUCGAACAGGUAGGUAAAUUAUAUUACUUAAAUAGUAUAUCAUCUUCUCGAAAUAACGCAUCGUCCCUAAUGGAAUGGCACAAGAUAUUAGGGCAUUGUAAUUAUAAUGAUGUGCGCAAACUUGAGAGCGUGGUUAAAGGUAUGAAGAUAAUAGAAGACAAGGAAAUCCUUUGUGAGGUAUGUACACAGGGUAAAAUGUGCCAACAUCGAAGGCGAGAGCCAGAUCAAAGGGCAAAAGGUCCUCUUGAGUUCGUACACUGUGAUUUAGCUGGUCCAGUUGAGCCAGCAGCGAAGGAUGGUUUUAAAUAUGCCUUAUCUUUUGUAGAUGAUUUCACUGGUACUAACUUAAUAUAUUUUCUUAAACAGAAGAGCGAUACAGUGGAAGCUACUGAAAAGUUUUUGGCUGAUAUUGCACCCUUUGGAAAGGUAAAACGCAUUAGAAGCGACAAUGGUACGGAAUUUACCAGCCGGAAAUUUAAAUCACUACUGCGUCAAAAUUUAAUUAAACACGAAACUAGUGCGCCAUAUUCCCCACACCAAAAUGGCACUGUAGAGAGAGCGUGGCGGAGUUUAUUUAGCAUGGCUAGAUGCAUGCUAUUAGAAGCAAAUCUCCCCAAACGUUUGUGGACGUAUGCCGUAAUGACAGCGGUGUAUAUUAGAAAUAGGUGUUUUAAUUCUAGGUUAGGAAAAACUCCGUAUGAAGCACUGACAGGUAAGCAACCUAAUCUUAGCAAUAUGCAUGUCUUUGGCUCAACGUGCUAUGCCUUUGUUCAAAAUGUUAAGAAAUUAGACGACCGGAGCCGUAAAGGUGUUUUUGUAGGUUAUGAUAAAGACAGUCCAGCAUACUUGGUAUACCACCCAGAAACAAACAAAGUGGAAAAGGUAAGAUGCGUGAAAUUUUUUGAUAAUUUUGGAACUGAGCCUGAGGCGUCUAAUGACAACCAAGAGUUAAUUGUGCCAAAUAAAGAACACGUUGAGACUACGGUAAAUGCUAACGAGCUGCCUCAGCAAAUGGAUGAAAAUGCUGGUACAGCAGAGGUAGAGAACAACGCGGCGAGAUAUCCAACACGCACUCGCAACAAACCAAGGUAUCUUGAUCAGCCUAUUAUUGACGACAAUGUUAACCGCACUGUUGAUUAUUGCUUUAGGGCUGUAGACAUUCCAAAAUGUUACAAGCAAGCAACAAAAUCGCUGGAGGCUAACAAGUGGCAAAAUGCCAUGAAUGCAGAGGUAAGCGCAUUAAACGAUAACAAUACGUUUGAGUUAGUCCCACCACCAAAGGAUCGACAGAUAGUGGGGGGAAGAUGGGUUUACGCCGUAAAAAUCGGCCAAAAUGGGGAAGAAACCCAUAAAGCAAGAUAUGUAGCUAAAGGGUAUUCUCAAAUUCCUGAGAUUGAUUAUCAGGAAACGUUUGCCCCGACAGCUCGCAUGAGCUCAAUUCGUACAUUGCUACAACGUGUUGUGCAGAAUGACAUGAUCAUUCACCAAAUGGAUGUCAAGACCGCCUACCUUAAUGCGCCUAUAGAUUGUGAGCUCUAUAUGGAACAACCAGAAGGUUUUGAGGAACAUGGUGAGAAUGGUGAAAAAUUAGUAUGUAAAUUAAAUAAGUCAUUAUAUGGUUUAAAGCAAAGUGGGAGAAACUGGAAUAAUUUAUUACACGAGUAUCUGCAAAAGGAGGGUUUUACUCAGUCACAGGCUGAUCCAUGUGUGUAUGUGAGAAUGAUUGACUCGAAGCGAUGUGUUAUAGUAAUUGUAUGGGUUGACGAUAUCAUUAUCGCAGCCAGUCAUUUUGAAUUACUAACAACUGUAAAAGAAUCUUUAGGUGAAAGGUUCAAAAUGAAAGACCUAGGUAAGCUAUCGUGGUUUUUAGGUACAGAGUUUAAAUGCAAGAAAUCUUGCAUCGAAAUGAAUCAGAAACAAUAUAUUGAAAAAGUAUUGUUAAAGUUUGGGAUGGCUGAUUGCAAGCCCAAGCCUACUCCAUGUGUUUUAGGUAUCGAGAAGGUCUCAGACGAAGAAUCACCAAGCUUAGAAGACCCAGGUGAGUAUAGGGCUAUUGUUGGGAGCUUAAUAUACGUUAUGACAGGCACCAGGCCUGAUUUGUGCUAUAUAGUGACGAAGCUCUCACAGAAAAUGUCUAAGCCCACAAGAGCCAAUCUCGACUUGGCUAAACACGUUUUAAGGUAUUUGAGGGGUACAUCUGAGCAAGGUUUGACAUUUAGGAAGUCAAACGUUCCGCUAAGGUUGAACGGAUUUUGUGACUCCGACUGGGGCGCAUCAGUAGCCGACAGGCGGAGUAUAACUGGCUAUAAUUUUCAGUUGUCUUCAACAGGUCCUUUAAUAUCCUGGAAGAGCCGUAAGCAACCAACAGUUGCACUCUCUACAUGCGAGGCAGAAUAUAUUGCGCUUGCAAAUGCCGUACAGGAGGCAAAAUUUUUGAGACAAUUAUGUAUCGACAUGAAGGUAAGUAUAAGUGAUGAUAAUGUACUUAUUCAAGUAGAUAAUCAGGGAGCUAUAAACUUAGCUAGAAAUCCCGUACACCAUCAAAGGUCGAAACAUAUAGAUAUUAAGUAUCAUUUUAUAAGAUCCGAGAUACAGGUAGGUACCAUAAGUUUGAAAUAUGUUCCUACUGAGGACAAUAUAGCUGACGUCUUCACAAAGCCAGCUAGCAAAG